Molecule: messenger RNA, 1876 nt
Organism: Caenorhabditis sp. 36 PRJEB53466
Lineage: Eukaryota; Metazoa; Nematoda; Chromadorea; Rhabditida; Rhabditidae
Source: the annotation of a GenBank genome assembly
AUGUUUCAAGCCAAGUCCAAGAAGCCUGCAAGGUAUGGACCCGAUCCGGUUAUUGCGUGGAGUCAAUACUCUCAUCAACAAGUCAGAACGCUGAUUAUCGUCAAUUCAGAACGCUGGCAUGUGAAUGCUCUACAUCGAAAGGAUAUGCGCCGGAAACUCUCCUCUCAUAUAUAAUAAAAAUUGGAAGACACAAUUCUCCACAAAUUAAUAAAUUUAGGGCUAAUUAUGGCUAGGGGCACUCCGUUCAUGAAUUCGCCUCGAGUUCCGCCAGCGUUUCCAACGAAUCUCCGCUAAUAUUUUGAUGUCAUUCGUAGUUUUCAUUCUUUUAUUAUAUACUUUUAACAUUUUUUACACAUAGAGCGUCUAGAGAUACCGAAAAAUGUAUUUUUGGCAGUGUAACUGCCGGGAAAUGAAAAAAUCAAUUCUAGUCGAAAAUUUCUGCAAUUACUGUCAAAAUCACGUUUUCUUGUAUACUUUCGACGUUUCCCUAUACUUUCGAUGAGAUUAGCACAUUUUUCCGUCUUUCUUCGGCUUUUUCUGUACUUUCAAUAAAUUUUUUUUUUAAUUAGCCGCAUAUUUUUGGGUUACGGUAUGCAGAAUCUGCAUACACCGUUGUACGCAAGUCCACAGCAGCGAAAUCGCUGAGCUGAGUAUUUAAUCCACGCAUUUUUCUCGGCCACUGUAUGAAUUGCCGGGCCGUGGGAACAAAAAAAUCCACGGAAGACGGAAGACGGAAGAAAAUUUUUUCCCGGAAGACGGAACAAAAAAUUCACGGACGGAAGACGGAAGACGGAAUUCCGCUCAACACUGAUACACACCCUAUUUUUAUUGGAAUAAUCAGAGAGACACAAAGUUCGUUCAGGUAGAAGUGAAAGUAGAAGAAGGAGUCGGAAGACGUCGCACUCCAAACACUGAAAACGACAAUAUGAGCGUGUUAAACUGCCAAAACGGUCCGUCCGCUUACCUGUCGCUUUUGUAAGUAUUGUAUAUUAUUUUCCAUAUGAACAUUCACACUUAUAUUCGUUCCGGUCCAUCGCCACAGUCGUCCAUUCGAUUCAUUUCGAUACUUGCUCUGCUCCGGACGAUCCGCACAGAUAGAAACUGAUUGAUAGUCCGUUCGGAGAAGCCACGUCACUUUUCCGAUGACCUUCCAACGGGUCACGUUUCCAAUGAAAACAAAACAUGGCAAACGUGACCGUGUUCAUAGAAAUCAACUAUGAAUGUGACUCAACUCCCCGAGGAACUCAUUAGGCGAAAGUAGACCUGGAUUUUCUCAAAAACUCAAUUAAAAAUGCGCGAUUUCUUUAUCAUCAUUGGGGUAAAUGUCAAGAUUAUGAGUCUUCUUCUUCUUCUUCUUCUUCCAGAUCCUCUUGCUCCAAAAAUGCACCGAUUGGAGCCACAAUGAACACCAAAACGUACAGAAUUCCUGAACAAUUUAGCGUUUAGCGAACAAUUCACAAAUUUAGCGAACAAUUCUACGAGGACUUUAUCAGCAUUCUGUCGCCGAAAGAGGUCUCGUUGGACUCGAGAGUUCGCGAGAAAGUCAAUGAGAACAUGGCGAGACCGUCGGCGAGCACGUUCAACGAGGCGCAGAGCGUCAUCUACAAUCUGAUGGCCCGUGACAGCUAUCCGCGAUACAUUAGCUCGCCCGCGUUUAGGGAAUUGAUGCGAGAAAAGGGCGGCAUUAUUGUGACUAACGUUGGUCCGUUCUCUUAUUUUUCUAAUUUCGAUAUUGUCGGUUUUGUUGCAGAGCACUGAUUUUUCCUGGACCUUCCGACCUUCCGACCUUCCGACCCCGAUCCUUAAGGUGAGUAGGAGCAUUGUAGCGCAUUCAGCUAUGGUCCACUUCCAAGCGUUACAGCAGGUCAGGGAGUGA